UCGAAGGGCUGUCCGACCGACUCCGCUCGACUGUACUUCCGGUAAAUGAGGUCAAAAUGAUAAAGAGGCUCCCCGCCUAAAGGACUUCCGGCAUGCGGAACUUCCCUUCGCUUUGUAUUGAUUGGUUCAUAUCCGACCAAUGAGUGGCGGCCGAACAGCCACCAAACACAUUUUCAAUUUGAAAUCCAAACGGCUACGGGACAGGAGUGUGUUGGGGUGUUUUAGGAUCGUAGUUCUUAAUUUCGUAUAUAAGUUUGUGCUGUCUCAGGAAGAUUCAAAGAAGAUCUAUGAACAAAGAGAAUACAACAUCCCGCCUCCCAGUUAUGUCUGGGAAACGUGCACUCACCAAUAGCACGGAUGGGGAACAACAACAGCCUGCACAGAAGAAAAUGCGUAAGGUGGACGCAGAGCCACAUCAGAGGUUCAAACCUGCUAGUGUUGUGCCUCCAAGACGACCUGUGCCGGUCAAAGCUCCUGCCAAACCUCUACGUCCAACUGGAGCUGCAACGGUGGCUGUUGCCCCAUCAAGAGGUGACCAAAAAAGACCAAUCGCAGCAGUUGCUAAAGUAACUACAGGUAUGUCCCGAAGACCAGGUUGGGACCUAAAGGGCAAAGUCAGUGACAUGGAGGCCAAGGUCCAGAACUAUCAGAGCAAAGUAAAAUCUAUAAAUCAUGAGAACGAUACUCUGAAAGAAUCCAUUAACAAAGUUCAUAAACGCGAAGCUGAAAUUAAAGAGGAGAACAUUGGUCUCAAAAAGCGCCUCAGGAACUGUGAAGAAGAGCUGGUAAAGUUGGCUACUGUGAGAGAUGACCUGGAGCAGACCUCAAAAGAGAGAGAUGAUUUCCAAAAAAAUCUCAACAGGCUAACUGAGGAGCACAAGGUUUUGGAGGGACUCCGGGACCAUCUGGAGUCUGAGCUCCGUAAUGUACAGACUCAGCUCUCCAUUCAGACGUCUGCACUGGGCCGGUGUCAGGACAGUUUGAAGGAGAAUCAGGAGAUGGUCAGGAACCUUGAAGAGAUAGUGGCCCAUCAACGAGAAGAGCUCCAUUUUGGAGAAAUGGAGCGAAGGAAACUCCACAACACCAUUCAGGAACUGAAGGGCAACAUCAGAGUCUUUUGUAGAGUCCGCCCACUUCUGAACGGCAAUCAAUCUGAUAUUCUGCAUAUCCAGUUGCCAGCCCAUGACAACAAAGCGCUCACACUUGCCAAAAUGGAGGAGUCACACACCGGUCGCACAACUGACACACAGAAAAGCUAUAACUUCAGCUUCGACCGUGUGUUUGGGCCACGCACUGCUCAAAAAGGCGUUUUCGAAGAGAUUUCCCUGCUGGUGCAGUCGGCUUUGGACGGGUACAACGUUUGUUGCUUUGCUUAUGGACAGACCGGCAGCGGUAAGACUUUCACCAUGGAAGGAGGCGAUCUGGAGGAAUCGUGGGGUGUUAUUCCUCGUGCUGUCAAACAGAUAUACAAGUCUGCCAAAGCGCUCGGUGAGCAAGGGUGGAAGUACAGUUUCACCGCCAGCUUUGUGGAGAUCUACAACGAGACCCUUCGAGAUCUUCUGUACACAGGAAAACCAAACAAGAGACCGGAACAUGAGAUCAGGAAGGUGUCCAACACGGAGAUCACAGUCACCAACCUGACCUACCAAAAAGUCAACAAUGAAGAUGAGGUGCACAACUUGAUCAUGUUGGCAAACCAAAACCGCUCGACUGCCCGCACCUGCAUGAACGAUCACUCCUCUCGUUCUCACUCUGUGUUCCAGCUAGACAUAGAGGGAGAGAAUGUCGCUCGAGACACCAAAUGCAAAUCCAUAUUGUGUCUGGUGGAUUUGGCUGGUAGUGAGCGAGUGCAGAAGAGUCAGUCACAAGGAGAACGCUUUAAAGAAAUGACAGCCAUCAACUCUUCCCUCACUAACCUGGGGAUUGUGAUUGCAGCUUUGGCAAACAAGGACAGCUUUGUUCCCUAUCGUAACUCAAAGCUCACCUAUCUUCUGCAGAACUGCCUUGGAGGCAACAGCAAAACUUUGAUGUUUGUCAAUAUAUCACCCGAGGAAGAGAGCUUCGGGGAGAGUCUGAAUUCUCUGCGCUUUGCCAGCAAGGUAAACGACUGUGUCAUUGGAACAGCCUCUGCUAAUCGAAAGUAGUCUAGCCAUCAUAUUCGCUUUUUUCUAUAUGCUCAAUUCUACUGUUGUCUUUUUUGUAAAUGUUUUAAACUUUUUAUCUGGUCUUCUUACUUGUUCCAUCUUAACUCUCAUCCACUUUGCUUUGUGAAAUUUUUAUACAUAUAUAUAUGAUGUGUUUUAAUGUACAAUCUCAUUGGCAGACACAUUUUAUCUAUUUUUCAAUGCAUAUUGUUCGUAAACUUGUAAGUGAACUCAAUAAAUUUUCCAUUUUGGCAUGUAA
This is a messenger RNA of Triplophysa dalaica, 2403 nucleotides long. RefSeq names its product kinesin family member C1 (gene kifc1). The coding region runs from base 288 to 2144 and encodes 618 amino acids. Gene Ontology annotation, biological process: microtubule-based movement. NCBI's taxonomy places the organism in Eukaryota, Metazoa, Chordata, Actinopteri, Cypriniformes, Nemacheilidae. The transcript has 18 exons. The record is from RefSeq and is a predicted model, not a curated record. Gene Ontology annotation, molecular function: ATP binding; microtubule binding; microtubule motor activity.